AUGCCUCAAGACAGCGAAAGCUCCGAAAAAAGCAACAAAAAGACUACGCGCCGCACACGGAAAUCCGACAAAGCGAAAAAAGACAAAGAAACUGUUGAAAAGAAGCCCAAGAAAGAGGUGGAGCACAAAUCGCGCAAAUCGACGAAACGGGAAUCGACCAUUGAGGAAUAUGAACUCCAAGAUGUGUAUCAAGAGAUCGUCCCACUUACACAUCAAAAGAAAAGUAUAUUGUCAGAAGAUUAUGCUCAGCGGAUAGCUGUGCCACCACUGAAUGAAGAUAAGCUUGUUAAAUUACCAAAGGGGUUAAUCACUAUAGAACUUCCCGAGUUCCAAAAAGUCGACGAGAAGGACAUGUCGGAGGAAUCGCAGAAGGACGAUAUCCUUUCGAGUGAUGAAGAAACGGAAGACGAGACGUACUUUAAACUUCAUGCAGAGAUGGAAUCACAAGAAAGACUCCGUUUCAUUAAAGUGAUUCAAUCCCUUGCACCGACAACAAAACACGGCGUAGCAGAACAACAAAGUGUGUGUGAUAAAUACUACACAAUGACAAAAACAGAUGAACUCCUCCCCUCUUACCACUCUACUAUUGUACUGAAACAACCAAUUAACUAUUUGGACUGUUAUGAGUACAAUCAUUGUACUAAUCACGUACAACCGGGGGUUGAGAAAUACAUUCACCCACCGUCUAUCCCUCUUUUAAAAGGAAAUUGGCAUGUUACUAUUCAAGGCGAUAGUGGUUCGACUUUGUUAAUUAAAAAAAUAGAAUAA
Messenger RNA from Entamoeba invadens IP1, 768 nucleotides. RefSeq lists its product as hypothetical. Bases 1 to 768 code for a protein of 255 amino acids. Lineage: Eukaryota; Evosea; Mastigamoebida; Endamoebidae. The transcript has a single exon. The record is from RefSeq and is a predicted model, not a curated record.